Molecule: messenger RNA, 1053 nt
Organism: Closterium sp. Naga37s-1
Lineage: Eukaryota; Viridiplantae; Streptophyta; Zygnematophyceae; Desmidiales; Closteriaceae
Source: the annotation of a GenBank genome assembly
AUGGAGCCGGGCGAGUUACCAGAGGAUCUGACCGUCGCACACCCGGACCGCGUCGACGUGGUUGUCGAUGACGCGCCGAACCGCGCACCCGCUGACGUGGCGGCGAGGGAGCGCGAGUGGAGCGGCGCGGGCGGGCGGCGCGCGUGCGGCGACAGGGCGAGCGGCGAUCGCGCGUUCCAGUGGUUGCUGGCGCCCGUGUCGCCCGCGCGGUUCUACGAGCAGUGGUGGGAGCGCCGCGUGGGCCUCGUGCUCCGCCCGCUCAGCAGGGAGUACUACACGGGGUGGUUUGGGCGCGCUGACGUGGACAAGCUCUUGAGGGCGGGCGUGCUGCGCUAUGGCACCAACAUCGAUGUCGUGCGGUACAGUGCGGUGCACGGCGGUGCGCGCGAGACGCUUAAUGGGGAGGGCGUGGCAGGUUUGUUGUUGUGGCAGGGGCGGGCUGGGAAGUGUGGCGGGAAGAGGGGGGUGAGUCGAGGGAGUGAUCGGGGGGGGGAGGGGGCAGUUGCUGCUGCUGCUCAUUGCACGGUGUCUGUUUCUCCUCCAUUCGCCCCCUUCUACCUCACUGCCUUGCCGCCACAUGCCCUCAUGCACAUACACUCUCUCCCCUAUCCCCACUCUGCUCUCCCCUAUCCCCACUCUGCUCUCCCCUAUCCCCACUCUGCUCUCCCCUAUCCCCACUCUGCUCUCCCCUAUCCCCACUAUGCUCUCCCCUAUCCCUAUCCCACUCUGCUCUCCCCUAUCCCCACUCUGCUCUCCCCUAUCCCCACUCUGCUCUCCCCUAUCCCCACUCUGCUCUCCCCUAUCCCCACUCUGCUCUCCCCUAUCCCCACUCUGCUCUCCCCUAUCCCCACUCUGCUCUCCCCUAUCCCCACUCUGCUCUCCCCUAUCCCCACUCUGCUCUCCCCUAUCCCCACUCUGCUCUCCCCUAUCCCCUCUCUGCACUGCCGCUAUUCCUUCGCUUGCUUGCACCUCUUCUUUCGACGCGGAGAGUGUGUGGGCAUUGUUCGAGAGUGGGUGCUCGCUGCGAGUGCUGCACCCGCAGCGCUGGAGUGA